Klebsormidium nitens is the source of this 1813-nucleotide messenger RNA. NCBI's taxonomy places the organism in Eukaryota, Viridiplantae, Streptophyta, Klebsormidiophyceae, Klebsormidiales, Klebsormidiaceae. The record is from the annotation of a GenBank genome assembly.
GUGUGAACGAGCGCUGCAUGUCUGGCAUGCCCUGCUGGCAUGUGUGGCGUCAGCCCAUCAGGGCUGUGCCAAUCCUGAGGCCUGAGGCUGAGCAAUGAGCAUCUGCAAAUCGCAAUGCUGACCCAAGCGGAGCAUUUUGGGAUCUUGUAAAUUGUAUUCGCGCCAUUGCGCUCUUUUUCCCUGUCUGCCCUGUCUGCCCUUGGAUUACAAGGGCUUUGUGAAAGGACCCUCUGUAACAAAAGCUGCAUUACGCCUCACCACUCCCCCCAGUGCUUGUCAUCCUUCGAGGGUCCCUUCUCAGCCGAUCAGUCAGGGUUCAGUUGCCGUGCAAGCAGCAAUGGCUGUCACGCACACCGUCGCCAAGCUUAACUUCCAGCUCAGCAGCCCUUUGCUGCACGCAGUCCGGCCAUGCCAACGGGUGAAGUCAGCCGUUUUGCCAGUAACCUCAUUCCCAAGGCGACUAACAAAGGCCGGCCCCGUCAGACAAUGCAGCCAAGAAGCUAAAUCAGCUCAGGUGCUGAGAUCAGAAGUAUGGGGAGCCAAACUCCCAAAACCGGUGGGUCAUGCUCGGAAGAACGCGCGGAGUUGCUCGAUGAGCGUCAGCACAGAGACGGCGGUCAGCGAUGAGCUCUUUGCGGAUUACAAAGUCAGCACAGCGUUCCUGUUCCCUGGCCAGGGAGCUCAAGCUGUCGGCAUGGGCGCAGAAGCCAAGGACGUUCCGGAGGCUGCAGCGCUCUUUGAGAAGGCAAAGGAGAUUUUGGGGUACGACCUCCUCGAGAUUUGCCUCAAUGGACCCUCAGAGAAACUGAACUCUACCGUGGUCAGCCAGCCUGCUAUCUACGUUGCCAGCCUGGCGGCCGUUGAAAAGCUCCGCACGACGGAGGAGGGGAGAGCCGCCAUCGAGGCUGCGGACGUGGCGGCGGGGCUGAGCCUAGGGGAGUACACUGCGCUCGCUUUUGCAGGGGCCAUCAGCUUUGAGGACGGCCUGCGCAUCGUGAAGACGCGCGGGGAGGCGAUGCAGGCGGCGUCGGACGCGGCCCCGAGCGGCAUGGCCAGCAUCAUCGGGCUCGACUCCAGCAAGGUCGCGGAGCUGUGCGAAGCCGCCAGCGCGGCCGUUGGCGAAGGGGAGGGCGUGCGGAUCGCCAACUACCUGUGCCCCGGAAACUACGCCGUGUCCGGUGGGAUCAAGGGCAUCGAGGAGGUGGAAAAGCGCGCCAAGCCCGAGUUCAAGGCGCGCAUGGCGGUGCGGCUGGCGGUGGCGGGGGCUUUUCACACUGACUUCAUGGGCCCCGCGGUGCCCAAACUAGAGGAGGUGCUCGCCAAGACGGAGAUCAAGAAGCCGCGGAUCCCGGUGGUGUCGAACGUCGACGCGAAGCCGCACUCGGACCCCGAGACGAUCAAGAAGAUCCUGGCGAAACAGGUGACGUCACCCGUCCAAUGGGAGACCACGCUAAACACGCUCCUAGAAAAGGGGCUCGAGAACACGUACGAGUUGGGGCCUGGCAAGGUCAUUGCGGGAAUCAUGAAGCGUAUUAGCAAGACGGCAGCUCCCGUGCAGAAUGUUAGCGUGUAAAACGGAGCCAGUGGUACCGCAAAAAGAAUCGGUCUUUUGUUUUUGGAGAGGAUAAGUUCCCACUGCUCGGCGGCCGCAUGAACGCGCUAGAACACAUGCAUGCUUGAUCGCUUACCAUCACUUUGAUCAAUGCUGCAAUUCCUCAGCGCGCGCACAUGCCGAUGCAUGUUGGAUGUGCCGCGUAUGAUCACCUGGGGAUACGCACAUGGCAGGCCCGAAGAUGGCAGCAGUAAAGUUGCG